AGAAAAUAUGUUGCAAAAGUUCCAAUUGUUCUUCCUUAUUGUUCUAUUUUCAUUAUCGAUUUUCAGACUUGCGUCGCCGACGUCGCUUGCCAUCCACUAUGGGCUAAAGGAAUGACAGCCAUGUUCUCCUAUGCUUGCGGAGAGGGCAGUGAAGGCUAUAAAAAGGUCCGACAAUGCCUGCGAAAGGUGGUCUCUGGAGAUACCGUUAAGGAAUGCGUAUCGACAUUUUCACGAGGAGCGCCAACUCAGGCUUGCUUAUCUGCCAAUGCUCUGCUAACGUGCGCUAUUGCUCCCAUCCAGACAGAGUGUGGUGAAGAGACAUCAGAAUGGGUGCUUAAAUACGUUACGAAAUUCGCAACUGCCAUUGAUCCUCGCUGUAAAUUGGCCAGCCAGUUGCCAAAUGAAUUCCGUCAAUGUGCGUCGUUCCUGUUCACUGGGCGAACGCCAUGCGUUGUGUCGUCAUGCCUGAUUCGUGCCGGCGAAGGAAUCUGCAACCAGCCUGACCCUACAAAAGCCAUCGACGACAAUCUCAGCUGCGUAUUUGCACAGGUACAAGAACCAACAUUCGCGAAAUGCGUCCGCUCAACACUAUCCACCGUGAAACAGUUCACGCUGAGCUCCUUCCGUAACAUCCUGCCGAAGUUUGUCGACUGUACUGAAGAGAUUGUUCUUGCCAAAUGUGGCCAAACGCCCAUCAAUGUACUUCGCGCCAUGUCAUCACCUGAUAUCUGCCCCGUUGGUCCCGCACCAAUCGUUCCCGUCAACAGGACCCAAGUACCGCAACGUGUAGAGCCACAGCUUCCCACGUGCACACCGGAAAAACAAGUUGCGUACGAUCAAUGCACUCAACCAUUCUAUACACGGUACCGUAUGCUACCGAUAACGCUCAUCAAUGAGAUGGAGAAUAUGGACCAGGUCUGUGCCGAUGUGUCGAUAAUGGAUGGUUGCUCGAUUUCAACAAGAGUGUGCGCAUCCGCCGAACAGAUGGCGCUGAAGAAGAUGAUUGAGCAGUUAUGUGCCAGUCGAGAGGCUUAUGAUCACUACAAGAUCUGCUUGAAAUCGGUGGCCAGCAGUCAAACAGGAGCUUCGUGCAUGUCCGAAUUUAUGUCAUCGACACCUGGUAGCCGAUGUUCAGCCAUUCAGAAUGCUGCCGUCUGCAUGGCUAAGCAGGUCGACAAACCUUCGGUCUCGAUCGCCACCGGCUGCUCUGAACAGGAUAUGGUCGCGUAUUUGUCCUGCGAAAGCUCUAUUGAUCCGUUCAGCUUCCGACCAGUCUCCAUCAUUGGCGACGGUACGAAAUGGGACGAAAUGUGCACGGCCUUUGCGUCGUCGUACAGACCUUGUGUUGAGAAGAUGUCCUGCAAAUUCGAGCCAGUCUCAUCCGCUAACAUACAACUAUUCGACGGUAUUUGCAACAGGGUGGAUCGUAACGUACACUACUAA
This is a messenger RNA of Cooperia oncophora, 1443 nucleotides long. Lineage: Eukaryota; Metazoa; Nematoda; Chromadorea; Rhabditida; Trichostrongylidae. The record is from the annotation of a GenBank genome assembly.